UGUUUUCUCCCCCUUCUCCUCUUCUCGUCGUGCAGGCAGCAGGCUGAGUGUGUCUCAUCCUCACUCGAUCACAGCACCAACAUCGUCGUCGACCUCCUCCUCCUCCUCAUUCUCCUCCAUCCAUCCACCCUGACAAGGACAGUGUCUCAGGAAAAAACACAGGGAGAAGGACAAUCUGAAAGCAAGAGGCAGAAAUCUCAUUGGCAAAAUGCUGGCGUGUACAGAGAUGAUCACCAUGUGUCUCCAGUCUGCCAAGCAAGAACACUUGAGAAAGCAGCAGGAGAUGGACCACAACCAGAAUCAAGGCAUCUCUCUUUUUCAUGAUAUACUGCGACGAGCAGACAAAAAUGAUGACGGGAAACUGUCCUUGGAGGAGUUCCAGUCGUACUUCACUGAUGGUAUCCUCACUGACGAGCAGAUGCAGGAGCUCUACUUCUCCAUCGACAGGCAGCAGAAAGAGGACCUGGACAUAGACAAACUCUCAGAUUAUUUCACUCCACUUCUGGGAGAAUAUGUCAAUGUCCUGUCCGCUCUGGAAAAGCUGAACGUGUCCAUUUUGAAGGCCAUGGACAAAACUAAAGAGGAGUACCAGGGUUCAUCAGUGCUUGGUCAGUUUGUGACGCGCUUCCUGCUGAGGGAGACCACCACCCAGCUCCAUUCCCUUCAGUCGUCACUGGACUGUGCCAUGGAGGCUGUUCACGACCAAGGCUGCACAGGGAAGAGGAUACUGACGAAGCCCCAGGAGCUGCCGAUCCAGAAGGCGACCAAGCGUCCUGGCCGACGUAUCCAAAAGAACAUGUGUCUCUCUCCCACUGACCCUUACUCUGGCAUGCUCACCACAGGGGUGAGUGUGGAGCCAGAUAACCCCUGGGGCUCCCAGAUCAACCACCUGGAGCAUCUCAUUGACAAACUGGACUGUGAGAGUCCACAUCUUGAGCCGCUCAAUGAGGACACAUUAGCAGGAACGUACAAAUCAAACAUUCUUCUGGUUCAGAGACAAAUGUCUGUGAAGGAGAGAGAUGUGGAGCAGUUUCAGCAAGCUCUCAAAAUCUACACAGACGCCACCAGCAGUCAAGUAAACAACCUGCAUGUUUCAGUCCAGAACCUACCAGACAGAUCAUGCUUCAUAAUGUAUGAGUUUUGGCAGGAUCGUCUCUCCUGGAUGAGUUACCUGCAGUCGUCCAUCAGUAAGACCUUCCAGCGCUGCAUUAUCGACUCACUCGAAGAGCCGGAGAUGGUCUCCACCAUGCUGCUGCCAGCUUCAUGGUGGAUUAUGAACAACAACUGACUGAGCGGAGCAGCGGUGAUUCAACACCGUAAAAGCAAGAGGCAGUUGUGAUAUAUGUUUUUGCUCCUUUUUGUUCCUUGAUAUUCAUUCUUUCCUCAUGUAAUGAUCUAGAUUGUUUUUUGCAAAGCCAGACUCUCCAAGUUUAUACAUAUAUAUAUUUAUAUAUAUAUGAAACAACAACAAAUGACUGCUUGGUAAAACAAAUUCAAAGCUUGAAAAAGAAAGAAUUUAUGCAAUAUUUUGUUGUGUGAUUACGAGGAUCUGUUCCGAAUAUUUAUUUCAAGGCGCUGGCACAUUUCUUGCUUCUGAUUUGAUGGACAGACAGGAUUUAAGAAGAAGAUUUGCAUGGUCCCCCUUUUCCUCUGUGCUAGUUUAUUUCAGUGGUCACUGUACAUCUUAUAGGUAUGUCAAUGAAAAAUAGAAACUCAUGAUAUCUCCAUCCGCCACUAUCCGUCACCCAUUCUCCCAAACGACAACAACAACAAUAAAAAAGAGAAAUAGUCAUAUAGAGUAAACCUGCAUUUCCCUGUUCUCUCUGUGGUUUUGUGCUCUGUCAUCUUCAAAGAUUUGUUACUAAGUCUUCAUUGGAUAGAACAAAGUCAAGGACUGAUUAUGGUCUACAUCGUCCAUGUGACACUUUUGCACUUUAGGGAAAUAAUUCAACAUGGACCUUAUUGUGACAAAUGGACAUUUAUUGUUAGAUUGUCUAUUGAAAAUAUAGGAUAAGCUGCUGUUUUAAUAAGCCAAGAGCUCCACCGACAUUAGCAGACGAUAAUUAACCAAAUAAUUGUUUGCCUGUACUGUUACUCUACUAAUGAAACUUCAAAGCCAUUCUUUUGCAUUAGCCAUGUAAAAUCAGAAGAGUUCUACAGCACAGUAUACACACUCGUAGAGGUUUAUAUUUUGACUACAGAAAUUGAGUAGAAAGUGUUCUGUGUGAUGAUAUUAGUAAGUUGAAAUUGUGUACAGUACUUAAUGAGAGCCGUAAGAUGUGAGUACGUGUUGUAGAUCACUGAUAAAUGUACAGUAUGAUCGUAUAUUCAGCUCUGACAAAGAGGAGAUUGUGUUCAUUUAUUUUAAUGAAGAUCACAGUUGUUAUGUGGAUGUUAUGUUGUUUUCUGGCAUGAAAUAAAGUUCGUCACAUGUUGAUGACGUAAAAAUA
This is a messenger RNA of Solea solea (common sole), 2450 nucleotides long. Its product is annotated as N-terminal EF-hand calcium-binding protein 1-like. Lineage: Eukaryota; Metazoa; Chordata; Actinopteri; Pleuronectiformes; Soleidae. Bases 209 to 1288 code for a protein of 359 amino acids. Gene Ontology annotation, cellular component: endoplasmic reticulum; cytoplasm; Golgi cis cisterna. Gene Ontology annotation, biological process: regulation of amyloid precursor protein biosynthetic process. The transcript has 12 exons. The record is from RefSeq and is a predicted model, not a curated record. Gene Ontology annotation, molecular function: calcium ion binding.